This is a messenger RNA of Gadus morhua (Atlantic cod), 1376 nucleotides long. Its product is annotated as macrophage mannose receptor 1-like. Bases 255 to 1022 code for a protein of 255 amino acids. NCBI's taxonomy places the organism in Eukaryota, Metazoa, Chordata, Actinopteri, Gadiformes, Gadidae. The record is from RefSeq and is a predicted model, not a curated record. The transcript has a single exon.
GCGUUACGCGCGUACAUGGUACGCGAGGUACGCGCUUGGUGUGUUCGCGGCUUAAGGAUCGCCCACCUGAUUGCAAAACUUGCUCGUGAAUAAAAAUCACUUUGCAUUCAUAUUUGUUUUUGACAAAGGUGUAAGCUGGAACCAAAUCCUGUAUGAAUAUGUAAAUCCAUGUUCUUCUAGAGGCACAGAAAGAGACCAGCCGACAGAGAGAAGAACCUGCCUGAAGAACUGAAACCACCGCCACCGCAGCCGCCAUGGACCGGCCACUCUUAUGGAUCCUUCUACUCACCUACGCCUUGAGUGGCGUCCUAGGCAGGCACGUAUUCGUGGACCAGCCCAGGGGAUGGGCCGACGCACAGAAAACAUGCAGGGCUGAGCACACCGACCUCUCCCCCGUAACCAGCGUGCGUGACACCGACGGGCUCCGCAAGGCCUCCGGGGGUACACUGAAGUGGGGCUGGGUGGGUCUCCACAAAAACAACAGCGUCUGGCGGUGGUCCGGUGGGGGCGUCCUCACCGACUACCAACCGUGGGAAGACACGGAACCCAACAACUGGGGUGGAAUAGAGUGGGUCGGACUUAUCAACCCCAACGGGGAGUGGUACGAUGCCCAUCAGCCCAAUCCGUGGUCCUUCUUCUGCAUCAGCCUGACGCUGGUGAGUGAGAACCUGCGGUGGGAGGAGGCGCUGGAGCACUGCAGGCGGCAGGAGGGCGACCUCCUCGCCAUGCCCUCCGACACCCGGCACCUGCUGGCCCUCAGCGAGCUGCAGAAGACACAGACCCAGCGCGUGUGGGUCGGCCUGCGGUACCUCCGGAACCGCUGGCUCUGGGUGAACGGGGACCCGAUGGGGUUCCAAAGCUGGAGCAAGGCAGGAGGAAGAAGCCCCAGAGACAACGGAGAGGAGACCCUGCCCCGGGAGCCCCGCUGCCCGGCCCUGGACGGCUCCUGCGGGGCCUUGACCAGAGAGGGGCUUUGGGAAGCUCGCGACUGUCGGGAGAAACUCAGCUUCAUUUGUGACUAGCGCAUUGUUUGGUAUUGUGCAGCUUUAUAGUACUAAGUUCUCAUAUGCAGACAUUUUAAAAAAUAGGACUAUCUUUGACCUUUUGUACGAUUAACAUUAGAGGCAGCAAACAGUAAAAUACUUUUUUUGUAAGCGGUGACAUGAUUAAUGUGUGCAGGGGAAGAGGACUUUACUGUGAUACAUUUUUCUGAUUUACCCUUCCCUGUAAUGAAUGUUAUGAUUUCACACGGGCCGGGGACAUUGUCUCUCAACAGCUUGUGGCCGUAACAUAGGUGUCCAUUCAAAAUGGCUAUUGCUACUCAAAUAGAAUGGACGGUACGUCACACACUGACACCUAAAAUGGUCCAUUAAAAC